AUGCCCUUCGGCUUAAAAAAUGCGGGGGCCACAUAUCAGAGGCUAGUGAACAAGAUUUUUAAAGAACAGCUCGGAAAGACAAUGGAAGCUUACGUGGACGAUAUGUUGGUGAAGAGCAUGGAAGCAGGGCAACAUUGUAAGGACCUGAGGGAAACGUUCGAGCUCCUCCGUCGCUACCACAUGAGGUUGAAUCCCUCAAAGUGUGUGUUCGGCGUUUCUGCAAGUAAAUUCCUGGGCUUUAUGGUGACUCACAGAGGUAUAGAAGCAAAUCCAGAUAAAAUACGAGCGCUGCUGGAGAUGGAAGCUCCAAGGACUAAAAAGGAGAUACAACUGGUGGUAGAGCAACUCAAAGGAGAAUUCGAAGCUAGAGAUCCAAGAAUGAAGAAAUAUCUCUCCAAGACAAGAGAAUACAUAGAGGCAUUCGUCCAGUUCGACAUAGAACAUGUACCGAGAGCAGAAAAUAAAAAGGCGGACGCACUAGCGAAAUUAGCCUCGGCAACCGGUUCGGAAUGGAAAGACACUAUCUAUCUUGAACGCAUAGGAAAGCCCUCAUACGAGGAGGACAGAAUUAACUCAUUGGCGUCCGAAUUCAGCAAGGACAACUGGAGAGCGUCCUUAUUCCUGUACCUCCAGGACGGAUCCUUACCAAGAGAUAAUAAGGAGGCUCAAAAGGUAAGGAGGAAAGCGGCAAGAUAUACGUUGAUGGGCCGGGAGCUCUACAGGCGAUCCCUUACACUGCCCUACCUCCGAUGUUUAAGCAAAGACGAAGGGGAAUACAUACUAUGA
Messenger RNA from Malania oleifera, 786 nucleotides. RefSeq lists its product as uncharacterized. The record is from RefSeq and is a predicted model, not a curated record. The coding region runs from base 1 to 786 and encodes 261 amino acids. NCBI's taxonomy places the organism in Eukaryota, Viridiplantae, Streptophyta, Magnoliopsida, Santalales, Ximeniaceae. Gene Ontology annotation, molecular function: nucleic acid binding; RNA-DNA hybrid ribonuclease activity. The transcript has 2 exons.